Molecule: messenger RNA, 4037 nt
Organism: Ctenopharyngodon idella (grass carp)
Lineage: Eukaryota; Metazoa; Chordata; Actinopteri; Cypriniformes; Xenocyprididae
Gene: klhl11
Product: kelch-like family member 11
Exons: 2
Coding region: 52-2172 (706 amino acids)
Molecular function (GO): protein binding
Source: RefSeq, a predicted model, not a curated record
AACUCUUGCGUUGUAUGGUGUGUGUGCGCAUGUGCAUGCUGAGCGCUGUUUAUGUUGGAGUGUGUGUGUUUGAGUGUGCUCCACCACCUCAACAUACUGCGCACUUUACGAACCGACAGCGCGGACACCGAGAUGGCAGCAGCCGCCCCGAACCCUGAGGACGCUAGCCGAAACAGCGGUAGUCCGAGCGCGGCGAGCUCUCUAUCGGGAGACGGAGAGUCCGAGGAGGCCGAGGAGUUCGCCUCCGCGACCCACUGCUCAGAGCUCUCCCGACGGCAGAACGAGCAGCGAAAGCUUGGGCUCUUCUGCGACGUGACGCUGGCGUUCAGCAGCUCUCCAGAAGCCGCCAACAGCUUCGAGUUCACCGCCCACCGCUCAGUCCUGGCCGCGGCCACGGAUUACUUUACGCCGCUGCUCGGUGGUCAGUUUUCGGAGUCGGUGACGCGGCGGGUGGAGAUGAAGGAGUGGAGCAGCGAGGCAGGCCUCGACCAGGAGACGGUGGAGAGUGUAAUCCAGUUCAUGUAUACGGGCGAGAUCCGAGUGAGCACCGCAAAUGUGCAUGAGGUGCUGGAGCUGGCGGACAGGUUCUUGCUUGUGCAAUUGAAGGAUUUUUGUGGAGAAUUUCUCAAGAGGAAGCUCAGCCUGGGCAACUGUGUGGCCGUCCAUAGCCUUGCACACAUGUACACUUUGGAUCAGCUGGCCUUGCGUGCUGCUGACAUGAUUCGCCGCAACUUCCACAAAGUCAUUCAGGAUGAGGAAUUUUACACACUUCCAUUCCACCUGGUCAGAGACUGGCUGUCUGACGCAGAGAUAACAGUUGACUCUGAGGAGGUUCUGUUUGAUGCUGUGGUCAAAUGGGUUCAGAAGAACUCAGAAGAACGUGUGAAGUAUUUCGAGGAGCUCUUUCGUCUCCUCAGGCUGCCACAGAUAAAGCCGACCUAUCUUACAAGAGUUGUGAAGAAUGAGCCAUUGGUCGCACAGAACGCAGCCUGCCUACAGCUUGUGUCAGAGGCUGUGGAGGGUCAUGCGAUUCGCUUCGAGAACCUCAAAUCUGCAGAUACAGAGUUCUGGGCCUCAUACAUGGCCACGUUCCAACCAAGAUUUGGCCAGAACAUGGAUGUUAUCAUGGUGGUCGGUGGGGUCUCUGAAGGAGGCGACUAUCUGAGUGAGUGCGUAGGGUACUUUGUUUACGAGGACCGUUGGGUCAAUUUGCCACACAUCCAUAACCAUCUGGAUGGUCACGCUAUUGCUGCCACUGAUACACAUGUAUACGUGGCUGGGUCCAUGGAACCAGGAUUUGCCAAGACGGUGGAGCGUUACAAUCCAAAUCGCAACACCUGGGAACAAGUGAGCAACCUCACCACACGAAAGCAUUCCUUUGGCCUCACCUGCAUCAAAAAUAUUCUGUAUAGUAUUGGCGGUCAUGGCAACUUCAGCCCCGGCUUCAAGGAUGUGAGUGUCUACGAACCCGACCAAGACAAGUGGCACAACUUAGAAUCUGCCCCUAAGAUUUUGAGAGACGUCAAGGCCAUUAGUGUCGAAGAUCGAUAUGUUUACGUAACGGCGCGAACACCCGUAGAUACCGACAGCGAUGAUGGGUUGAAGACGGUCACUACUCGCUACGACACUGACAGUCGCCAGUGGCAGGAAGUUGACUCCUUGCCGCUUAUCGACAAUUACUGCUUAUUCCAAAUGGCUGUAGCGUCGACUAACUUCUACCACACAGCUUCCUGCUGUCCCAAGAGUUAUACCAACGUACGUGAUGAUGCAGCUCGGCAGAAGAUCAGCGCAAGGAUCUCUGAUGAUAUUCUUGAGAGUCUUCCCCCAGAAGUUACCAGUAUUGAGGGGGCAGCUAUCUGCUAUCUCGGUGAUGAUGUGUUUGUGAUUGGUGGCUGGAAGAACAGUGACGAUGUGGAUAAGCAGUAUCGAAAAGAGGCGUAUCGUUAUUGUGCUGAGCGCAAGCGCUGGAUGCUUCUGCCACCCAUGCCUCAACCACGCUGUCGUGCCACAGCGUGCCACGUGCGCAUUCCCUACCGCUUUCUUUAUGGGUGUCAGCGCUACCCAAUGCCACAGAAUUUGGCACGCCAAAGGGACCGUAUGCAGCAAAUGCAGCAGUUACAUCGUCGCACGUUAACUCUACGCAGGCAGUUACAAUCGCAGAUUGAAUGCUGAGAGUCCUAAUUGCUCUAUAGAAGAACUGCUGCAAAAAAAAUGUGAUAAUAUAGUGUCUUCAGCAUUCCCAUGAUCCCAUUCUCAUUAAGAUGUGUGUUAUUUGUUUACUUGACAUUUCAUCACUGGGAGAGUGAAUGAAAUGGCUAAUGCUGAUAAAGAGAGUAUUUUCAAUGUGACUGUGUGUAUAAUGGAAUCCUAUAAAUAUGUGAAAAGAUACGCUUGUAAAUAUUCGUACACAUGAAACAUUGUUUCAUGGCCUUGCAUGAAUUUGCCUUAUUCCCGCUGUUGGCAAGUUGCAGAAUGCUGCACAUAAUUUAUCUAGAGUCAUAACGUUCCAUGUGGUGAUGGUUGUCCUGUUACAUUUGUGGGUUUUUCGAUUAUUUUGCAGGGAGUGACAAGUGUUCUGAAUUAUUUUAUUUAUUUAUUUAUUUUUUGUCCCGCUGUAAUUAUUCGGCAUUUCAAACCCACUCACAUUUUUUGAGCAAACCAUGAGUUACUACAAGAACCACGGCAUCUUUAUUCUUCUCACUUGUUUAUUAGUUCCUGGUCUUAAUUGUGAUGAUUUGAUUUGUUUUGCACUUAAAUGCAAUGCUUUCACAGUCUUUGGCUGUAUUUGCAAAAAUGCAUUCUUCACAACUACAAGCACUUCAUUUCAGCAUUAGCCCUUGUCUUAAUCUUAUCAUUUUAUUUGAUUUAUAUUUGUUCUUUUUCAUCUUUUAAGCACAGGGAAUAAACACAGUUAUGGCCUCAGUUAUUGACGCGUGAAGGCUACACAUAAUACAGUUGCAAAACCAUACACAUGUUCAGAAUAAAGUUAAGGAACCAUUACCUCAGUGUGUGCGGGACCUUGCAACCGUACAAAAUUAUUUUGUCAUUAGUCUUGCAGUCUAUGCCAAUUCAAGAUCUCUUUAAAGACAUUUGGUUUGUGUUCUGUCAUGCAAUUCAUGUAAAUAAUUGUUAACGUUUGAUUUGAAUAGUGUUUUGUUUUUUUUGUUUUUUUCGCAGUGAACUGUUGUACAUUCCAUAUUAUGAUAUGGCUCAUACAGAUGGUACCAUUUAUGGCAUCCUUGUCUUUAUUGCAAAAGCUUUUUACAAUCCUAAUAUUUUUAUUGAACAUCAGUUUUCAUCUUUUGCUUGUUUCAUCUUUCUACAUUCCUUCAUUUUAUCUUUUACAAUGUGUGAUGUUUAAUGUCUUACAAGAAAUCUCAGUGCACUUCACUGGGUGAAAAUUUGUGAAGCAAUCAUUGGCACCAUCAAGACCAGCUUAAACAUUUCAUAAUGUUCGCCUGAAGAACAUUUUACUGUUUUUGUAGUCCACACCAAAGUCUUAAAGAAUGUCAUCUUAGCUGACCUAAUGUUAUGCUUCGAUGUUAAAAUCUUUACUAAAUGCAAGAUAGAAAUGGCUUUUGACAAUGUAUCUAUAGCUCUCGUCUUGACUUGUGCAGUUUCAUAGUAAUAUCAUACGAGAAAAAACAAUAAGACGUACAUUGAUUGAACAUACAUUAAUAAGCUUUUUUCAAACAUUUUCCUGCAUAUUGGAGACUCUGUAGAAUCUUAGAUCUUGUAUUUACUCAAUGGGAAAUGUAAGUUUUGUGUCUCUCAUGUUGAGAUGUGGUUUAAUAGUGUUUAAACUCUAUAUCAGUUUUCUCUCCUUCAUGCGCAGAGGGAAGGGGUGUGUAUGUAUGUGUGUGUGUCGACGGAGAAAGUGUCUGACAAUAAGAGUAGCAAGGCUGGGAUGUUACCUUAUCCCGCUCUCGUUGUUGUAAAGUCUUUCAAGGGCGAAUAUAGUUUUGUUGCAUGUGUUAUAAAGUAUGCACAUGUUGUGGAUCUCAGUGAUUUACAAUAAAUAUUUAUUAAAAAUCUGA